GGGCGCUAUAAAUAGCCCCCCCGCAGCCCGGCCGCCGGGCGUCCGCGGGGAGGCCGGCGCGCCCCGCGCACUGAGUCUCGGCCGCCGCGCCCCGGCCCUGCCCGGCCCCGCGCGAAUGGAGGCAGCGGCAGGACGCUUGCCCGCCGCCGACGCUGCCUGCCUCUGACCAGCCUGGCAUUUAUGGAGAGGCCCUCGGGGGGCAGCCCUGAGUACUGCCGCGCCCAGCAUCUGCAUCGCGCCCGCUGCUGAGGCCCCCGCGCCUCCGGCCUCACCAUUGCCCUCGCCCGCUCAUGGCCCCUGCCGCCUGGCCCGGGGCUGGCUCUGCGGCCUGAGCCCCCCGCCCCGUUCCAGGACUUGCCGUACCCCAAUGGGGUAACGUGACGGAGGCCCCGCGUCACUGCUGCCCGCUGUCCGCCUGCGGCCGCUGCCUACCAUCCCCACCCCACGGCGGCCCCAUUGGUUCAGUUUCAAGUUCGUUCUGCCUUUAAUCCUUGGGGUCUGGGGCCUUGGAGCAGAGUGGCCCUCUAGCCAUCCACCGAUGCCGAGGGGGGUGUCCCCGGCGACAGGUGCAACGCUGGCCACGGCUUCAGCAGCCGGAUUCACUUUGGGCUUUUUAAAGUUUUUUUUGCUGAGUUUUUUGGUGGUUGUUAUUUCUGCUUUUGCCCCCUAGUAAUCCUCCAGCCCUGAGAGGCAGGAGCUUGGACUCGGCCCGUUUUACUUCUGGGGGCUCUUUUGUUCUUUCUGUGUUGUAAAGUGUUGGGUUUUCUUUUUUUAAUCAUCCACCCGUGAUCUGGGCAGCAUCCUCCCCCCACCCAAGUAUUUGCACAAUAUUUGUGCGGGGUCUGGGGGGGCAGGUUUUUUUUUUUUUAAGCAUUUUCUCUCUCUUGGACAAGCACAGGGAUCUCGUGCCCCUCGGUUCUGGGGGGUGGUGGGCCCUUCUUGCGUUCACAUCCCCAGCCCCGUCUGUGGGCAGCAGCCAUGGCACGGAUGAAUCGGCCGGCCCCCGUGGAGGUCAGCUACAAGAACAUGCGCUUCCUCAUCACGCACAACCCCACCAACGCCACCCUCAGCAGCUUCAUUGAGGACCUGAAGAAGUACGGGGCCACCACCGUGGUGCGCGUGUGUGAGGUGACCUACGACAAGGCCCCGCUGGAGAAGGACGGCAUCACGGUUGUGGACUGGCCGUUUGAUGACGGGGCGCCCCCGCCGGGCAAAGUGGUGGAGGACUGGCUGAGCCUGCUGAAGAACCAGUUCUGUGAUGACCCCGGCAGCUGCGUGGCUGUGCACUGUGUGGCUGGCCUGGGGCGGGCUCCCGUCCUCGUGGCGCUGGCCCUCAUCGAGAGCGGGAUGAAGUAUGAGGACGCCAUCCAGUUCAUCCGACAGAAGCGGCGCGGAGCCAUCAACAGCAAACAGCUCACCUACUUGGAAAAAUACCGGCCGAAGCAGAGACUGCGGUUCAAGGACCCCCACGCGCACAAGACCAAGUGCUGCAUCAUGUAGCUCAGGCCCUGGGCGCCCGGCGCGGGCUCAGCAGGGCUCCCGCCACAGGCCGCCCUCUGCCCUUUGCUCCCAGCCCCCCGGCACACCCGCCCCCCACACCCCUCGCGGGUGUUUUCUGUCUCUGCUCCCUCCCUCUGUCCACCCAGCAGGUGUGUGUGUGUGUGUGUGUGUGCAUGCACACGUGUGCAUGUGCGUGCACCGCUGUCUGGUCCAGCCUUCCUUUUGUCUUGGCCCGCGUGUCUGUCUCUCUGUGCCCUCAAGCCCUCACUGUCCCUCUGAGGCUUAAUCCCCCCAAUCUCCCCGCCCUAUGUCCCUGGCUGUCCUGUUAAUGCCCUGCCCACACCGCCUCCAGGCAGCUCUCCUUCCUGGCCGGUUUGUUUGGGGGCUGGUGUAUUUUUUAACCACUGGGCCCAGCCCCUUAUCUGCGGCCCCUCACCCUGACCUGUUCUUGGCACCUUAAAUUAUUGGGUCUGGGGCAGUCAGGUGUUUUGGACACUCGAAGGCAAUAAAACCAGACCCUGUG
Molecule: messenger RNA, 2023 nt
Organism: Bubalus bubalis (water buffalo)
Lineage: Eukaryota; Metazoa; Chordata; Mammalia; Artiodactyla; Bovidae
Gene: PTP4A3
Product: protein tyrosine phosphatase 4A3
Exons: 6
Coding region: 979-1500 (173 amino acids)
Biological process (GO): protein dephosphorylation; endothelial cell migration
Cellular component (GO): nucleus
Molecular function (GO): protein tyrosine phosphatase activity
Source: RefSeq, a predicted model, not a curated record